This is a messenger RNA of Cimex lectularius (bed bug), 5630 nucleotides long. It is a transcript of the gene clu, whose product is annotated as clustered mitochondria protein homolog. Bases 121 to 4155 code for a protein of 1344 amino acids. The record is from RefSeq and is a predicted model, not a curated record. NCBI's taxonomy places the organism in Eukaryota, Metazoa, Arthropoda, Insecta, Hemiptera, Cimicidae. The transcript has 22 exons. Gene Ontology annotation, cellular component: cytoplasm. Gene Ontology annotation, molecular function: mRNA binding; protein binding. Gene Ontology annotation, biological process: intracellular distribution of mitochondria.
UCAGCUUAGAGAUAAGGCCGUGGCGGCGAACCGCUGAGCACAUGUGCAGUCUGGGUUUGGCUCCGCUAUCGUUUUGUCGUCUCUCUUCACAGAAUUCACGGCCGACCGUCGACAUUUAGCAUGGCAAAUGAAGUCGCUUUGGAGACAAACGUGGACAACGAUCCGAAAGAGGUAGUGAAAAAAUGUGACCCAGUGAAAGAAACUGUGAAAGACAAUCCAGUGAAUGGCCACUGUGAAAAUGUUAACAGUUGUACUGGGAAUUCAGAGGAGGGCGACAAGCCAGAAACAAAACUUGACAAUAAGGAGGCGGAAGCCAUGGUGGAGAAAGGUGAGAUGGAAACGAGCGAAAAAGUAAAUGGAGAAAAGAAAGAAGAAGCAGAGGUCGUUUUCAUCCAAGAUCUUGGCUUUACAGUACAAAUUGUCAGCCCUGGUACUGAAGCUUUUGAUAUUCAGGUUUCAAGCAUGGAGCUCGUUCAAGAAAUUCAUCAACUUCUAAUUGACAGAGAAGAAACCUGCCACAGGACGUGUUUCUCUCUCCAGCUUGACGGGAACACUCUCGACAACUUCGCUGAAUUAAAGAACAUUGAAGGUCUUGAAGAAGGUUCAGUUAUCAAAGUCGUGGAAGAGCCUUACACAAUGAGGGAAGCAAGAAUUCACGUACGCCAUGUAAGAGACCUUCUUAAGUCCCUUGAUUCAGCCGAUUCUUACAAUGGUCUUGAGUGUUCUUCACUCGCUUUUCUCAAUGUCAUCACCCAAGGUGAUAUUGUGGAAAAGAAAAAAUCCAGGGCUGAAAGUGUAGACUGCACACCGCCGGACUUUAUCAUGCCAAACAAUAAAGAAAGGCCACCUUUACUACCUCUCCAACCGAUGGCUAAAGAACAAAAAGGGCCUUCGUGCAUCAAGGUUCUGACCACAUCAGGGUGGAAUCCACCUCCUGGCUACCGUAAAAUGCAUGGCGAUCUUAUGUAUUUAUACGUUGUCACAAUGGAGGACAAACACUACCAUAUCACUGGCUGUACAAGGGGCUUUUUCCUCAAUCAGUCAAGCGAGGAAGAGUUCAACCCGAAACCAGCUGUACCUAGUCACUUGUGUCAUUCCCUCAUUGAACUUCUAAGCCAGCUCAGUACGUCUUUCAAAAGAAAUUUUGCUCUCCUACAAAAGAAAAGGACGCACAGACACCCAUUUGAAAGGGUAGCAACACCAUAUCAACUUUAUGCUUGGACCGCACCUCAGAUUGAGCAUACAAUCGAUGCUAUCAGAGCAGAAGACACUUUUUCAUCUAAACUUGGUUAUGAAGAGCAUAUCCCUGGUCAGACACGUGAUUGGAAUGAGGAACUGCAGACGACACGAGAGCUUUCAAGAAAAAAUCUUCCAGAGAGGCUUCUGAGAGAAAGGGCUAUAUUUAAAGUGCACAGCGAUUUUGUCGCCGCUGCGACUAGAGGUGCCGUAGCCGUCAUCGAUGGGAAUGUCAUGGCCAUCAACCCCGGCGAAGAUUCCAAAAUGCAAAUGUUCAUAUGGAACAAUAUAUUCUUUUCUCUCGGAUUUGAUGUCAGGGACCAUUACAAAGAGUUGGGAGGAGAUGCUGCUGCUUUUGUCGCUCCACGAAACGAUUUGCAAGGAGUGCGGGUGUACAGUGCUGUCGACUUGCCUGGCUUGUAUACACUCGGUACUGUUGUAAUUGACUACAGGGGCUAUCGUGUCACCGCACAGUCUAUCAUACCCGGUAUUCUGGAAAAGGAGCAAGAGCAAUCGGUAAUUUAUGGUUCGAUUGACUUUGGCAAGACAGUUCUCUCCCAUCCAAAGUAUAUGGACCUGUUGAACAAAGCAGCGCAGCAGCUUAAAAUGCUUCCCCACAAAGUGCUCAAUGACAAAAAUGAAGAAAUCGAGUUAUGCAGUAGCGUCGAAUGUAAAGGGAUCAUCGGGAAUGAUGGCCGUCAUUACAUUCUGGACCUUUUAAGAACUUUUCCUCCUGACGUGAACUUUUUAAAGCUCGAAGGAGAAGAGUUAAGUAAAGAAGUACAAUCCCUGGGCUUCCCAAUUGAGCAUAAACACAAAUUGUGCUGUCUACGACAGGAACUUAUCGAUGCAUUUUUUGAAUCCCGUUACAUGAUGUUCAUCAAAUUAGCUGCUUAUCAUUUGCAGCAGCUAGGAGCGAAAAAACAAAAAGAAAUUGACACUCAAAACUUGAUUUCAAACCAAGAAAUGAACACAAAAGAAAAGAAAAACGAACAAGUUAACAAGACUGAAACCGAAGUUGAAAAGAUGACCGAAGAAGUGCCCAUGGGGCAUGCUCAGGCAAAGUUGAUAGUCGAAAGUAUUGCCGAUUCGAUUACUAAUGGUGACAAAGCUGAAUUUGAAGAAAGCACAAAAGAAAUUGUUAAAAAAGCUGCAGCUUCGGUCGGCUCGUUAAAGGAAACCGAGUUUGACAUUAGGUUUAACCCAGAUGUCUACUCACCUGGUGUCAGACACGUUGAGAACGUCAAUGCGCCCGACAGCCUAAAAAAACAGAGACAGCUUGUUAAAGAUGCUGCCGACUUUUUAGUUACAAAUCAGAUACCGAACCUCAUUCGGGAACUUUUGGACCAUUCUGCUGCCCCGAUGGAUGGUGUGACGCUCUCCGAGAGCCUACAUUCUAGGGGUAUAAAUAUCAGGUACUUAGGAAAAAUCACAGCAAUGCUUACAAAAGUGAAACAACUCGAGUACCUUCAUGCCAUUGCUGUUUCUGAGCUCAUAACACGUUCUGCAAAACAUAUUUUUAAUUCUUAUAUGCAGAAUACGGAAAUGAUGAGUCUUUCAGCUGCUAUUAGCCACUUUUUGAACUGCUUCCUGUCUUCCUGCUUGACUUUGCAUCCCCAACAAGGCACUGAUGAGAUACAGACAAAACCUUCAAAGCGUAGAAAGCAGAAUGGUAAAAGAAAAGGCAGACUGAAUCUACUGAUCGCUGAUAGCAACGAAUGGGCAAACAUGACUCCAAAAUCCCUAUGGGCACAACUUAAGUCUGAGCUGAAAGCGUACUACGACUGGGAACUUAAAGUAGACAAUAUAGACUCAGUUGUUGAAACUUACGGCCUUCAAAAAAUAUCUCUCCUUAGGUCUUUUUGUCUUAAAACUGGCAUUCAGAUUUUACUGAGGGAAUAUUACUUUGAUGCUAAAAAUAAAUGCACAUUUUUUGAAGAGGAUAUCAUCAAUAUUUUCCCAGUAGUUAAACACAUAAAUCCUCGGGCAAGCGAUGCAUAUACAUUUUACACAACUGGACAAAACAAGAUCCAACAAGGCUUCCUCAAAGAGGGUUUCGAAUUAAUAAGCGAAGCUCUUAAUCUGCUUAAUAACGUUUACGGCGCAAUGCACCCAGAAAUAGCCCAGUGUUUGCGCAUGCUGGCCAGGUUGAACUACAUAAUGGGUGACCAUGCCGAGGCCAUGGCGAUCCAACAGAAGGCCGUCCUGAUGUCAGAACGCGUCAACGGGAUCGAUCAUCCUUACACCAUCACUGAAUAUACUCAUUUAGCACUGUACUGCUUUGCAAAUAGUCAAGUGAGUACGGCCUUGAAACUAUUAUACAGAGCAAGAUAUCUUGCAUUACUUGUCUGUGGAGAAAACCAUCCAGACAUGGCAUUACUGGACAGUAAUAUAAGUUUAAUACUUCAUGCGGUUGGUGAGUACGAGUUAUCACUUAGGUUCCUUGAGAAGGCCCUUGAGCUCAAUGUAAAAUAUUUUGGGCCUAAAUCUCUUAAAGUGGCAGUUAGUUAUCACCUUGUUGCAAGGACUCAGAGCUGCAUGGGUGACUUCCGUUCGGCCCUCAACAGCGAAAAAGAAACCUAUGCAAUUUAUAAGCAACAGCUUGGGGAGGAACACGAUAAGACAAAAGAGUCCUCAGAAUGUCUGAGACAUUUGACCCACCAAGCUGUGGUCUUGCAAAAGAAAAUGAACGAGAUUUAUACCGGCAAGUCUGGCGUUGGCCUCCCCCCGAUCCAGAUCCAGCCACCAUCAAUGGGCAGUGUUCUUGACAUGCUUAAUGUCAUCAAUGGAAUUCUUUUCGUUCAAAUAAGCCAACAAGAUAUCGACAAUUUUAAGGUCGAAAUGGAAAAAUUAAAGAUAAAAGGGGAAGAGGGCAGUGAUAACGAGGCUGAGAAGGCUGCCACCGCAGAGGCGAGUUGAACUGCGCUGUGAGCACAAAUCUCAACAGGGGUUCUAAUUUCCUCAGUUUGGAGCGUCUUAAUGCAAAACACUCCGUUAAACUUUCUGCAUUAUUUCUUCUAUUUAAAUGUUCUUUUCAAUGAUUUGUUUUGCACAAUUUUUUCCUCUUUUUGUUUAGUUUCAAGUAACAUCAUGUUUUGAUUUUGUCAUUGAUCAAUGGGAGUUGUAAAGUUAAGACUGUUUUCAUAUUUUUGUCAAGGUGCCUUCCUUAAGGUGGAAAUAUAGAAAUACCUGUUCAUUCAUUUUUUUUUUGUUAAAAUGACAUUAAGAUUAAAAAAAAAAAAAAAAAAAAUGGUUCUAAACGUAUUAUCAAAACAGAAUGGCCUUAAUUCACACAAAUCUAUAAAUAUGUGAUGAUAAUUAAUUUUUUUUUUGUCAAAAAUAUUAACAAAAAAGAGGAACUACUGGAAAAUUAUGUUAAUUUUUUUGUAGUCAAUUUCUAGUUUUGAAAUUGUUUUGUUUUUCUUUUUUUAAUCUGUUAGUUUAGUCCAAUUGCAGAAUUAUCUUAGUAAAAAGAAAAUUGUAUAUAAUAUUAUUGACCUCGAGAGAUAUGUAAAUAUUUCAUGGGAUGUAAAUGACUCUAUGAGUUGUAGGUAAAGUUGCUCUAGUUAAAACAAUUUAUUUUAAAUCAGUCGCUGAUGCCAUAUGUUCAGCGGAGAUGGAAAUGUUAGUUUUAUAAGUUGAAUAUCAUCAAUAAUUUUUUAUGGUGCAGUACUAAAAAAUCACGAAUUAUAAAGAUGGCAAUGAACGUUUUGUCUCAGCAAUAUGGGUGUAAUUAAAUGUAGAAAUAGUGUUGAGCCAGCAGUGCUAAUUAGAAAUUAUAUUGUACUGAAAAGUUAUGUAGUCAUUUUAGCUUAAUUCAACACUAAUAGGUUGCAUUUCAGCAAAGAAAAUAAAAAUUAUAAUUUUCUAUGUUUUAGAUUUAUAGGAUUUACGUGUUGUUUUAAUAUUUGUUAAUUUUUCUUCCAAGAAAGAAAAUUGCUGAUUUAGUCAUAGAGCACAAAUUUUUAGUAGUAGGUUAAUCAAAAAAAAUUUUUUUGUUGAUGUUAUAGAGACUAGUCUAUUUUUCAAGCCAGAAUUUUGUUUUUCUCUUUAGUUACCAGUUUGGUUCAAUUUGUUUUCCUAAUGCAUAAAAUGUUUAAUAAUGUUGCAAUAUUAAAGUGGCAAUAAUCAAUACAAUUAAUAAUUUCGUACUAUUUGGUUCUAAAUAUUAAAUAAGACUGUGCAAAACUACAAUGUGAUUGUCAGAUUCAAAGUUGACUUGUGCUCAUCGCAAGGUGUAAAUAACUGAAAUUGUUACUGUGGCAAGUAUUUCACUUUCUGCAAUGGCAACUUGUUCUUGUCGAUCUCAUUGCAGAUACGUGAAAUUACGUGUGUAGAUGAAAAUACAUUGAAAUGUUGGCGAUUGUCUAAAAUAAAAUCAUAAUGAAAAAAGA